ACUAAAUAUUUAGUAGAAAUGGAAUGGUGGGCUCUGAGGUAUGCAGUGGUGAUCAUAGUGGUGCUGUUUUUAUUCACAACAAAAGGAACCGAAGGCAUAAGGUUUGUGAUAGACACAGAAGAUUGCUUGUCACAUAAUCUACAGUAUGAUGGGGACACAGUUCAUGUUUCUUUCGUUGUCAUUAAGGUCAAUUCAUUUUGGCAUUACGAUCACAGCAGUGUUGAUCUUGUGAUAAAAGGACCUACUGGCGAGCUGAUUCAAGAUUUUCAUGAUAGGACAAGUGAGAAAUUUGAGUUUAAAAUUCAAAGGAAAGGGCUAUAUCAAUUCAGUUUCUCUAAAAAGUCUCCCUACCAUGGAACUAUUGACUUUGAUGUACAUGUUGAUCACUUCACAUACUUUGAUCAGCAAGCAAAAGAUGAGCAUUUCGCCCCCUUGCUGGAACAGAUAGCAAAGUUGGAGGAAGCCCUUUACAACAUCCAAUUUGAACAACAUUGGUUAGAGGCUCAGACUGAUCGCAAGGCAAUAGUUAAUGAUGCAAUGAGCCGGAGAGCAGUACAUAAGGCAGUGUUUGAAUCAGCAGCACUCAUUGGGACUAGCAUCCUCCAAGUCUACCUUCUGCGCCGCUUAUUUGAACGAAAACUUGGGACAUCCAGGGUUUAG
Quercus lobata is the source of this 660-nucleotide messenger RNA. RefSeq names its product emp24/gp25L/p24 family/GOLD family protein (gene P24BETA2). The record is from RefSeq and is a predicted model, not a curated record. The transcript has 4 exons. NCBI's taxonomy places the organism in Eukaryota, Viridiplantae, Streptophyta, Magnoliopsida, Fagales, Fagaceae. The coding region runs from base 19 to 660 and encodes 213 amino acids.